Messenger RNA from Prionailurus viverrinus (fishing cat), 2044 nucleotides. RefSeq names its product cyclin-C-like. The record is from RefSeq and is a predicted model, not a curated record. Gene Ontology annotation, cellular component: mediator complex; nucleus. The coding region runs from base 72 to 881 and encodes 269 amino acids. Gene Ontology annotation, biological process: positive regulation of transcription by RNA polymerase II. Gene Ontology annotation, molecular function: cyclin-dependent protein serine/threonine kinase regulator activity. The transcript has a single exon. Lineage: Eukaryota; Metazoa; Chordata; Mammalia; Carnivora; Felidae.
GGCUGGGUCUAUGGUCGCUCCGCGGGCCGCUCCGCUGGCUGGUGCUUUUUUUUCAGGGCAAGCUGUGUUCCAUGGCAGGGAACUUUUGGCAGAGCUCCCAUUAUUUGCAAUGGAUUUUGGAUAAACAAGAUCUGUUGAAGGAACGCCAGAAGGACUUAAAGUUUCUCUCAGAAGAAGAGUAUUGGAAAUUACAAAUAUUUUUUACAAAUGUUAUUCAAGCAUUAGGUGAACAUCUUAAAUUAAGACAACAAGUUAUUGCCACUGCUACAGUCUAUUUCAAGAGAUUCUAUGCCAGGUAUUCUCUGAAAAGUAUAGAUCCUGUAUUAAUGGCUCCUACAUGUGUGUUUUUGGCAUCCAAAGUAGAGGAAUUUGGAGUAGUCUCAAAUACAAGAUUGAUUUCUGCUGCUACUUCUGUAUUAAAAACUAGAUUUUCAUAUGCCUUUCCAAAGGAAUUCCCUUAUAGGAUGAACCAUAUAUUAGAAUGUGAAUUCUAUCUUUUAGAACUAAUGGAUUGUUGCUUGAUAGUGUAUCAUCCUUAUAGACCUUUGCUCCAGUAUGUGCAGGACAUGGGCCAAGAAGACAUGUUGCUUCCCCUUGCAUGGAGGAUAGUGAAUGAUACCUACAGAACGGAUCUUUGCCUACUGUAUCCUCCUUUCAUGAUAGCUUUAGCUUGUCUACAUGUAGCCUGUGUUGUACAGCAGAAAGAUGCCAGACAGUGGUUUGCUGAACUUUCUGUGGAUAUGGAGAAGAUUUUGGAAAUAAUCAGGGUUAUUUUGAAACUGUAUGAGCAGUGGAAGAAUUUUGAUGAGAGAAAAGAGAUGGCAACUAUUCUUAGUAAGAUGCCGAAACCAAAACCUCCUCCAAACAGUGAAGGAGAGUAGGGUCCAAAUGGAAGUCAGAACUCUAGCUACAGCCAAUCUUAAAACAUUCCGAAGAAUUCCGUAGUGGACCAGUUGGAAAUAAACCAUUGGACAGAUUUCAGUUAUGUCUUCAAUGGAACACAAAUGAAAAUGAAUAGCUUGUUUCUGUCAAGCAUAUUGGGAAGUGAUUUUAUUUUUGCAAAAUAAGUUUUACCUUACCUUAUUUGAUUCUAGUACAUAAUUGAUUGAAAUCUCUUGAUUAUAAAAGUUUGGAAAGGUUCUAAGGGGACCUACAGACAGACAUACAUAGACAUUUCAAAAUUAAUAACUUUUGAUUAGUAUAAUUUUUCUUAAUUUGGAUAAUAGAAAUUAUAGCUUUUUAUUAAGCCAGGAAACAUGAAGCAUAAUUUGUCUAAAAUUCUCUUUGGUCAUUGAAGGACCAAAAAAAAGACAUAAAAAGUCAAAUAUAUGAGGGUUUUUUUCCCUCCUUAAGUUAAACUUUAAAACUGUAUUUAAGGAAUCAAAUCUUACAAAAUCCUGGAAGAUUUUGGUAACGAUAUUGAUAAUUUCAGGGAAAUUAAUCAAGUACCUAUUGAUUUAAAAGUGUAUUUUAUUCGUAGUUUUAGUAUCUUGCCAUGGAAGAUACUAGCCCAGCCUAGCAGAAAAGUGCAAUAUGUAUAGCAUACUUUGACAUUUUAAAAGUUAUAUUAAUUCCAUAACCAUUUUGAAAUGCUGGGCAAACUUAAAAAAAAAAAUCCUACAUGACCUUAUUUGCAUUUGAUUCACAGUUAAUCAGGCAUUUUGAAAGUUAAUUGGAUAAAACACCAUGAUAUGGUUGAAAUUUGGUAACAUUUUAAUGUUAAUUUUUACUCUACUGUGAAAAGUUUUUAUAUGACAUACACUCCCUAGUUUAUUUUUGUGUCUUAGUGUGGAUUUACAAAUUUACUACAGGUAUCCUGAGCCAGGAACACAAUCAGGUUUCAGGCCAGUUUGAUACUGGCCAUUCUUAAUUCUCAUGAGUGUAGGACUUGGACAAAUUGUUAUGUCAGUGGGACUGUGCUGUCUGUGGAACUUAAUCAUUUUCUUCAGAUUUGAAGGAGAGUGAUGAAAUUUGAAGUCAUAGGAUACUGAUGUACAAUUUAAGGAUUAAGUUUUUUUAUAAAUCAAUUGUGAACAAUGGAUUA